AUGCACCAGCAGUCGUCGCAGUCCGAGGACAUGGGCUUGGCCAGUCAACCCAGCUCGGCGUCGCGAAGUUCGGCGGCACUUCCGACCGCCUUCCGAAUGUCUCGACGGGACCUCAUCGCCACGGCCCUCCUCGUCUCGGGUGCGUCGGCCAUCGUCGUCACCGCCGCCAUCGCAGUCCGCAACCGCCACCGCCCGGAGCCGCUGCCGUCGCUGCUGGACCUCAAACCCCCUCGCGACAACCCCUGGCAGACUAGGCACCUGCCCCUCUAUUUUGAGUGUGAGUCGAGCGCGUGUCGUGCCACGGCCGAGGACCUGAGAAAAAACGUCGCUUGGACCCUAAAUCCUUGCGCGGACUUCUACGAGUACGUCUGCUCGAGUGACCGGGCGCGUACGAACGUGUACGACCAUGCAGUGGCUCACUACCUGCGCGAAGUCCGGGAGGUCAUCCGUAAAUACGAAAACCUGGGCUUCUUCUCCAGGACAGCUAUGUCUAAAAGAAUCACCCACUUCUUUUCCGCGUGCCAGUCCAGUCGGUUAGACUUGUCCUCCUGGAGGUCCCAACUGGCCCAUGUCUGGAAGUACCUGGACCUCAUCGGAGACUUGGCGGGUCUUGAGAGCAUGCUGGCCACGUUUUCGAGGGUCCUCGAAGUCUUCCCUAUUGUUCAAGUCAGCGUGCUUGAGGCGUCACGCAGGACGUGCGUGGUACUCACGAAGCCCGAUGGCACUGGUGCUGAUCGCAUCUUCUCUGUACCACACGUGUUCACGACUUCAUUCCGACGCUUCGCGUUGGACCUCCUGGGUCACACGGGACACGUGCCUGGUGAGGUGGAUGACCUCGUCAACUCCGCGGCCAAGGUAGAAGCCCAACUGCUGAAGUACUCGGGACCUCAGGGUGAGCGGUACUACCACCUGCACGAAUACGGAGACAUCCCUGCUUCGCAGGUCGGCAAUGGCAGCUCAGCCUUCGACUGGACCACAUAUCUGAGGAACUUCCUCACUGGAAUAGUCGCCGUGAAGGCCGACUCUUGCGUCAUCGUCAAGUCACCGGCGUACGUGAGGCACGUCGUCAAGGUCUUCGGCAAGGUCUCGAAGAAGGACGUACGUUCAUUCCUGAAGCUCAGGGCUGCCAUGACUCUCAUCCCGUUCCGCAAGCUCGCUGAUGGUCCAGAAAAGGAAGAAGUUGAGAGACUCUGCACGCUGGCCACGUACAAGCUCUACCGGUACGCUUUCCUCAAGGAGUUCAAUGACACGCAGCUCCUAUCGGUGUUUGUCAGCGCGGGAGAGAAGGAAGUAAUCGUGAGGAUGUCCUACAGAAACGUCCUCACGGAAGCCCAGCCCAUGUCAAACGCCACGAGCAGGGUUGAGGAGGCCAUGAAAAAAGCCAAAGCCAAGUACUUCCGAAUCAUCAGGGACGUCAACCGGUACUACCACAGCGAUGCCACAAAACCAGACAAGGAGAUCGCCUACAACUUCGUCCAGGGACUGGGGUCCAUGACGCAAUCUUGGCUUCGAGUCGUGGUCGCGUCCGGGGGCAAGAUCCAGGACAACCAGCUCAACGUGCGCUGGGACUUCGACCCGGACAAGAACAAGCUCAUUGUUCCCGUCUCCAUAGGCCACAUGAAGCUGAAGAGUGAAAAGGAGUUCUUCCUGGAAUCCACGAGUCUCGGAGGGGCCAUGGUGCAGUUCCUGUACAGGGCGUUUCACGAGAGAACCCUUUUCUCCGUGGGAACGGCUGAUCAGAACGAGCAUCGCAAAACGUCGGCCACGGCUUGCCUGGAGAAGCAGUAUGGUUCGAAGGCUAUCAACAGCACGAAAGUCAACGGACGCCGCGUCUUGAGAGCUGUGGCUGCAGACAACGCCCUUGUGCCGGUGCUCCACAAGGCCUUCAAGACCUCGCUGUAUAUCCACAAGAUCGAAGUCAUCAACUACAAGAGGCUUGAGAUGUCCUUAGCCAGCCUUCCUGACGUGGACGCCGAUCAGCUGUUCUUCCUGAUGUACGGCCAGACGCUUUGCGAACCGCACGAAGACACUGCUCGGGUUUUGGCAGAAGCACCAUGGCCCCCGGCAAAGAUAAGACUCAACAUGGCGCUGGCCAACUACCCGGAGUUCGCCAAGGCCUUCAAGUGCGGCAACGACACCGCCAUGAAUCCGAAGAAGCGCUGCUCGCUUUUCAACUCGAACUGA
Rhipicephalus microplus (southern cattle tick) is the source of this 2184-nucleotide messenger RNA. RefSeq names its product neprilysin-1. Gene Ontology annotation, molecular function: metalloendopeptidase activity. Gene Ontology annotation, biological process: protein processing. The record is from RefSeq and is a predicted model, not a curated record. NCBI's taxonomy places the organism in Eukaryota, Metazoa, Arthropoda, Arachnida, Ixodida, Ixodidae. Gene Ontology annotation, cellular component: plasma membrane.